CAUAGCUAAAUUAUUUAAUCUUACCAUGAAAUAAUAAUUUAACCUGCAGUACUCCAAAUGUCAUAACAAAUGCAUAAUAUUUAUUUUUAUUAUUACAUAUAUAUACAUAUAUAUAUAUAUAUAUAUCGUGAAACCGUGAUCGUAAUUUCCAAGUCAGUGCAUUGAAGUUCGCGGUUGAGUCCGCGGGAAAUCGAUUAAAAAAAAAAAGUCACUUAUUUUUACUAGUAUAUGCACCUGUGUAAUUUAUUUUUAUAUAAAUUUAUAUAUUUAUAUUUAUAUUAUAGACUUAGACAGUGUCUGUACCUCUGGCUAUAUUUAUCAUCGGUGAAUACUGGCAUGAUUGCCAAGCCUUGUAUUACCCGCGAUCCUUAAUCUAGGAUAAAAAAUGACGUUUGUAUUUAAAUUCUAAGUGAUUUACUUGUUGAUGAAUAAAAGUGGGUUGAAAAUGAAACUAAAGCUCGAUGAGGAGGACAAUGACGUGAUAUCAGCGACUCCCACUUGGUUCUGUGUUUUACAAAAGCUCGGAGAGUCUGCGGCUGUUGUGGAAAAAUAAAAAAAUAUAUAAAGGAACUGAUAAAGCAGAGGAAAAAAUAGGCCGGGUGAAAAACAAAUGGAGUUUUUUUAUUUUUAAAAUAAAUUAAAUGGGAUUUUAAUAAGAAAUAUAAGAAAUUUAAUGGCAUGAUGAACGGAGAAUUUGGAGCGGGUGUUAUUUAUGAUGGGAGAAAUAAAUUUGAAUUUAAAAAAUUAUUAAUAAUUGUAAAUAAUGACGGUUUCGUAUCAGUACGAGGUCGCAAGCUCGACGAGCGGCGGAUUUACGAGGCUGCUUUUUAUGUGGCGCGGUUCUCUUUACAAAUUAAUUUACAGAGAAUUACUACUUUUUUUGCUUUUCUUUGGUAUUAUUUCUGUUAUCUAUAGACAUGUUUUGACGAUAUCUCACAAAAGGGAGUUCGAGAAACUUGUUAUUUAUUGUGAUACAUUUGUUAGUCUUAUACCACUGAGUUUUGUUCUGGGAUUUUAUGUUGCUUAUGUAGCUGGACGGUGGUGGCAACAGUAUAUGGCCAUUCCUUGGCCUGAUAAAGUGAUGCACCUGGUAGCCCUAUACGUGACAGGCAACGACGAAUACGGACGGAUGCUGCGUCGGUCAUUGAUGCGAUACCUCAACCUGUCACUGAUCCUAGUCCUGCGAUCCAUAAGUUCAGCAGUAAAACGCCGGUUCCCGACCCUAGAACAUGUCGUCGACUCGGGUUUCAUGACUGCUCUUGAACUGGAGCUCUUCCAGUCAGUCCCGAGCUUGGAAUUCAACACCUACUGGAUUCCCUGCACCUGGUUUAUAAAUUUGCUUAAAGAAGCGCGGCGCACUCACCGACUGCCAGACCCCCAGGGCCUCAAAAUAAUAAUGGAGGAGUUCAACGACUUCAGAUCUAAAUGCGGACUGCUCUGGAGCUACGACUGGGUCUCGAUUCCUCUUGUCUACACCCAGGUCGUCACUCUGGCCACCUACAGCUUCUUCGUCGUGGCUCUCGUAGGGCGACAGUACAUCGAGGGCUCCAAGAAACCUUUUCAAAUGCCUCUUGACGCCUACCUGCCUAUUUUUACUAUCCUGCAAUUUUUUUUCUACAUGGGUCUGCUCAAAGUCGCCGAGCAGUUGAUUAAUCCGUUCGGUGACGAUGACGAAGACUUUGAAUUGAAUUGGCUCAUUGAUCGUCAUACCAAAGUAUCAUAUCUGGGGGUCGAUGUUCUUAUGAAUCGAUGCCCGCCUCUCGUUAAAGAUUUUUAUUUUGAUUCGGAAAAUAUUAUUUUACCUUACACUGAAGCUGCUGCCGCUUAUAAACGUAAAACUUAUCGUGGAAGUGUUGCUAAUAUGACAGUUCCUGAAGAAAAACAAACAUUGUUUUUACCAGAUAUUAUUGAAGAAGAAGAUGAAAAUACGCAUGUGCCUACACCUAAAACAUCAUCAGUUAGUUUAGCGACAAAUCCAAAUGAAAGUCCUGUUACCAAUAGGCGCCAGAUCAUCGGGUCGCCUUCAGCGACUCCAAAAAAGACUGAAAGCUUUACCGAAACAAUUAUUCAGCUGGACAAUUCAGAACCAGUAGAGCCUCCGCUACCAGAGCAAUCCUUCGACCGGCAGCACACCCCCGGGCCCGUGAAAAGAAAUUCCCGAUCGUUCCAGUGGCUGGAGCUGAAUCGCAAGCGUCUCAUUCCUACAUCGAAGCUGGCCAAAGUAAACGUCCGACCUUGGCCCAGUGCAACGAAUCUCCAAGAAAGUACGUUGUCUUACGACUCUGGUCCCAAGUCCUCCUCGAUCCAGAGCCCGCCACCUUCAAUCAGCGUCAGCUGCGGUUCCGACGAACCCAACGAAGACCUCCACGGGUUCUUCAACUCAGGGUUCUCCCAGGAACAUCUUCCAGACACCGACAGGCUUCCAGGUGCCCACAGAAACUCAUUUGAAGUGUACGAGGACCCAAACUCUGCCACCGCGAAGCCGAAGAAGUCCCGGUCAAGAUUUUUAGUGAGACGACAGAGUUCCGUCAGCAGCAGCAAGAAGAGAAAAAUAUUCCGAUGGAAGCGGCCACUGGGGUCAACCCAAUCGAGACGUAAGACAAUCGACUCGGUACCUUCUGCUGCUGAAAUAAUUCCUCAGACAAGUAGUUCGCCAAAUUUGGAGAGUCUCACAACGACCCAAAUUAUUAUUCCCACUCGCGCGGCUUCUGAAGACAGGGACCACACGUUAGAUCUUUUUAAUAAAGACGUUGAUCUGUGA
This is a messenger RNA of Microplitis mediator, 2761 nucleotides long. RefSeq names its product bestrophin-4-like. The transcript has 7 exons. Gene Ontology annotation, molecular function: chloride channel activity. Lineage: Eukaryota; Metazoa; Arthropoda; Insecta; Hymenoptera; Braconidae. The record is from RefSeq and is a predicted model, not a curated record. The coding region runs from base 764 to 2761 and encodes 665 amino acids.